AUGGCCGGCACUACUGCUGUCAAGCCCAUCACGGGCAUGCUGCGACGCAACCUGGUCCUCGACCUUGGCAUCGCUCUUGGUCUCGGCUUUGCUAUGGCCAAUGUCUACUGGUACGGCUUCCACAUGCCUCGCACGAACGCUCGCGAUGCCUAUUACGCCAAGUUGGAGCAGCAGAAGGCCGAGGCUCGUGGCCAGAAGCAGUAA
Molecule: messenger RNA, 204 nt
Organism: Colletotrichum aenigma
Lineage: Eukaryota; Fungi; Ascomycota; Sordariomycetes; Glomerellales; Glomerellaceae
Gene: COX9
Product: Cytochrome c oxidase subunit 7A
Exons: 4
Coding region: 1-204 (67 amino acids)
Biological process (GO): mitochondrial electron transport, cytochrome c to oxygen
Source: RefSeq, a predicted model, not a curated record